AAUGCUGCUGCCUCCUGGAGCAGAGGGAGGGAGAAGAGGGGAAGGGAGGGGGAGGCGGCUCUUGGGCUGCAGCUCUCAACCAAAGGCAGUCUCCCUCAGCUCUCUGGAGGGACCAGGAGAAGGAGCCGCGGAGUAAGAUGCUCUGCGGGGCGCCCUGAGCUGGGGGCGCUUGAAGCGUCUUAGGGGACUGGGGCAAACAGGACAGAUUUCACCAUGCAUCAGUCCCUGACUCAGCAACGAUCCAGCGACAUGUCCCUGCCUGAUUCCAUGGGAGCCUUCAACCGGAGGAAACGAAACUCCAUCUAUGUCACUGUGACUUUGCUUAUUGUAUCAGUAUUAAUUCUCACAGUGGGCCUGGCUGCAACCACUAGGACCCAGAAUGUAACUGUUGGAGGCUAUUAUCCAGGAGUUAUUCUUGGCUUCGGGUCAUUCCUUGGAAUCAUCGGUUCAAACCUUGUGGAAAACAAGCGGCAGAUGCUGGUAGCUUCUAUCGUGUUUAUCAGCUUUGGUGUGAUUGCAGCUUUUUGUUGUGCCAUAGUUGAUGGAGUCUUUGCUGCCAGACACAUUGAUCUGAAACCUCUGUAUGCUAACCGGUGCCACUAUGUCCCCAAGACAUCCCAGAGAGAAGCUGAGGAGGUCAUAAGUUCCUCAACCAAAAAUUCUCCUUCUGCGAGGGUUAUGAGGAACCUUACCCAGGCAGCUAGAGAGGUGAAUUGCCCUCAUCUCAGCCGUGGAUUCUGCACACCUCGCAUCCGGGGUAAUACUUGCUUCUGCUGUGACCUCUACAACUGUGGAAACAGGGUGGAGAUCACCGGUGGGUACUAUGAAUACAUUGAUGUCAGCAGCUGCCAGGAUAUUAUCCACCUUUACCAUCUGCUCUGGUCUGCCACCAUCCUCAACAUUGUCGGCCUGUUCCUGGGUAUCAUCACUGCAGCUGUUCUGGGAGGCUUUAAGGAUAUGAACCCCACUCUCCCGGCACUGAACUGUUCUGUUGAAAAUACACAUCCAACAGUUUCUUACUAUGCUCGUCCCCAAGUGGCAUCAUACAAUACCUACUACCAUAGCCCUCCCCAUCUGCCACCUUAUUCUGCAUAUGACUUUCAGCAUUCCAGUGUCUUUCCAUCCUCCCCUCCCUCUGGACUCUCUGAUGAACCCCAGUCUGCUUCACCCUCUCCCAGCUACAUGUGGUCCUCAAGUGCACCACCUCGUUACUCUCCACCCUACUAUCCACCUUUUGAGAAGCCACCACCAUACAGUCCCUAAAGGGGAAUGCCUGCUGGCUAUUGAGAUUAUUGUGGCUUUUGUAUUUCUGCUUUAGUGGAAAUGUGUAGGGUACAAAAUUUAAAGUGUGACUCAUGCAUAAAGUUUUUUAACAAUGGCCUGCCAAGCUAGGGAAAGAUAGGGAUGAAGUUUACUUGUUCAGUGAAAAGGAUGGGUGGCUAGGCUGAACCCAACAUUUCCAAGGACAGUUUGUAGCAAGCCUGGGGAGAUGGCCCAAUAAGAACAUUGCAUGAUUGGACUUGCAUUGCAGUAUGCCCCAUGUCUGUUUUCAGCAGAAGCGCAGCUGUCAUCUGCUUCACUUUUGGCAACGGAAUAUUGUCCUAAGGCCCUUGGCAGAUUGUUACCUGAGCACCUUGGUUGAAGGACCUGGUUGAGAGGCCCUAUCUUUCCCUACACUGCCGCCAGUCUUUAAGGAAGAAAAAAAUACAUGCAGUGAAUUGGGCUACACAGUAGUUCCAACACAGAGUUCAGGCUAAGAUUUUGUUUGCUUGUGUCUGGAAAAAAGCUGCCCAUAUCUUACUCCUUUCUUCUCUGUAUUAUAAAAAUGGCUGCUGUGAUUAUUCAGCUCAGCUUUUGUUAUUGGUACCUCCUAAUGGGAAAAGUGCAAUAUUCCCUCAUCUUGUGCAGUGGGAAACAGGAUUGUUCUGGAAGCACUGAAAUACAGAGCAACAUGUCAACUGUUUUAAGUAGAUCUCAGUAAUACAUUCAGUAUUUUAGGAGAGUGAUUCUACUACAUGUUGCAGUAUUGCAAAAUACAUUUGCUAAAGGGGAUGUAAAUCUUACAGCGGAAGUUCAGAGUCAAAAAAAGUUCUAGAUUAGGCUCGGUCAUGAUAUGAGUUGUUACUGUUGUGACUAUUUAAUCUUCAAAUAUUGUGCUUCAGCCCCAGCAAACCGCACGUAUCUUGCACCCCCACCCCAAAAAAGUCAUCUGUAUUUUAGUAUCAUUGCUCUUAUUGGUCCUGUUUCUGUUGAGACCAAUCAUGACAGCGUUCAAGAUUAUGAAAGUAUUACAAUGCUGCUUCAAGUCUGCAAAACUUCAAAUGUAGCCAACUUGACAAAUUCUUAAGUGUUACAGUAGAUUUGAAAUCCAUCAGGCACAUUGUGGUAUCUUUGUACAGUUCUUUUAAUUACACAUAGCUUUAACCCAUCAAUCGGAUGAGUUUAAAACACUUUGGCACCCAUGCCUUCAACUCAGAAUGAACCCAUACAUUGGGAUCUUAUGUUAACCCAAGAAUUGAUAAGUUUAAAGGAAGACUGAUAAUCCUACACAUGUAAAAAUACAGGGGCUACAGGAGGGUACCUAAUUAGAAAGUUCUGCAAACACAGAACACAUACUGGAAACAUUUCCAGCCAAUUUCGCUACCUCCCAACUUGAUGGAUUAGAGGUAGUAGACAAAUGCUGGUGCUCCCAUCUACCUUGUAGACACCUGGUCAUUAAAGUCAUCAAGGCACAAGAAGUGCACUCACUGUUCAUAGUAAAGAUGAAAUAUUUUGUUCAAAGCAAAAUAUUUAGUUUAACUUUCAGCAUCAUGAAUGUUGUUUUAGCCAGAUUUCAAAUCUGAAGAACUAUAAUCCUUUUGUGUUAUACAAAAUUACUAUUAUUUUUUACAGUUCUGAGCAUAUCAAAAUUCUAUUGAACUUCCAAAAAGGACUAAUAACCAAUUGACUUACUAUACAAGUAUCAACUUGUAAUAUUCACUGAAUUUUUUGCCACUUAUACUUUACCUUUUGCUUUAGUGAACAUGUAUAUUUUUAAAGGCACCAUUACAUGGUAUAUCCUACAUUUAUCACAUUUCUUAAAAGUGUUAAGAUUCUAUGACUCAUUUCUAUGUAUUUUUCUUACUUUACAAAAUAACUUGAAACACUAUAGAUUUUGUAACACUUAAUUUGAGCAGCUUCUUUUUUAUUACAUUGAAUUAUAUAAAGUGCAUGUAACCUUAGAAAAAUCGGUAUUUGCUGCUUUACUUUUUUGCAAAACAUUUGCUGUAAUGAAGGAAUUUCUAUUUCCAAUAUGUAUCUUGACUGCAUUUUGUAAUAUUUACUGCUUCCUUCCUAAUUCUGCUUUAAAGUAUUGAACUGGGCAUGAAACAUUAAAAUAUUAAUCCAGAACCUGUAUAAACUGGAUGUUGCUUAAAAUCUGUAUCACUGCCAUGUUGGAAACCCAGACUGCUUUUGUGAUGUUUCAAAUUAAUAAAACUAUCCUCUCCU
Molecule: messenger RNA, 3489 nt
Organism: Dipodomys ordii (Ord's kangaroo rat)
Lineage: Eukaryota; Metazoa; Chordata; Mammalia; Rodentia; Heteromyidae
Gene: Tmem255a
Product: transmembrane protein 255A
Exons: 10
Coding region: 214-1263 (349 amino acids)
Source: RefSeq, a predicted model, not a curated record